GUUUAUCACGAUGACAUGAAUUAUGAACCUGAACAAGCCCUUAACUACACCAAACUAGUCAGUACAUGGAGUACUAGCUUAACUAGUAAGCUUCACUUUCCCUCAAACGUUCUCUUCAUCCAAACAGUAUUAUAAUACCUCACAUUUCCCUUUUUCUGGCUUUUUUCUUCAUUUUCAGAGCUUAAUUCCUCCUCUAUUCCUACCCUUUACGAUUUGGAGAUCAAAGACUGAGUUUGAAGGUCUGGACACACCCAAAAAGUUGUGAUUUUUACUGUUUAAGCUCAAGUUGCUUGAUUUUUAGCGUCAAUAUUAGUCCUUUUGUUUAGAUUGCAUUGUGGGUUUUGGUGAUACAGUUUUUGGUUAGUGAAAUUCUUUAACUUGUCGACUUCUCUGUGUUAAAUUUUGUUUAUUGCUUUUGAGGUUCAAAUGGCUGGUUGUUCAUCGAGUUUUGGAUUGACCCAUGCUGUGAACUUUCGAAACGAUGUCGUUUCUUGGAAGGUAUGGAAUCAGAAUCCCAUAAAGGAGGUGGGUUUUACGAUGUUUAGUAAAAAUAAUGGGAUUGGACAUAUUUACUUGAAGAGAAAAGAGAAUACUGCGAUAAUGAAUAUGGUGGAGUCACAAGGUGAGUCUCAAUCCCCAGUGGCUGCAAUUACGAUUCCCAAAGAAGGUGGUGAGAGUACUGUGGGAAAGACAGGGGUUUUGGAGACUGGGAAGGUAGGUGGUGCUGGUGGCUAUGGUGAGGUUGCAUUUGAAGGUAAUGGUGGUAAUGGGAACUUUACAAAUGGUAGAGGAGGAGAAGGAGGUGGUGGUAGUGGUGGUGGUGGAGGAGGAGGAGGAGAUGGUGAUAACCAUGAAGAAGAGGAGUUUGGGCCAAUAAUGAAGUUUGAAGAGGUUAUGAAGGAGACUGAGGCUCGAGGGGCUAUUCUUCCCUCUGAUAUGUUGGAAGCUGCCAAGAGUGUGGGAAUUCGCAAAGUGCUUCUGCAUAGAUACUUAGAUUUGCAGGGCUCUUCUGGGAUUUUAGGCUUUGCAAUGAGGUCAUGCUCUAUGCUUCGCAAUCGAAUGUUGGCUGAUCCAUCCUUCCUUUUCAAGAUUGGAACAGAGAUAGUCAUUGAUUCUUGUUGUGCUACAUUUGCGGAAGUUCAAAAAAGGGGCAAAGAUUUCUGGUCAGAGUUUGAGUUGUAUGUUGCUGAUCUUCUGGUUGGAACUGUAGUUAAUGUUGCUUUGGUUAGUAUGUUAGCGCCAUAUGUUCGUAUCGGGCAACCGAAUCUAUCAAAAGGUUUGCUUGGACGUUUGCAACACGCUUAUGGAGCUCUUCCCAGCAGUGUAUUUGAAGCAGAAAGGCCAGGAUGUAGAUUUUCUUUGCAGCAGAGACUUGGUACUUAUUUCUUUAAGGGUAUCUUGUAUGGAUCCGUUGGUUUUGGUUGUGGAAUCAUUGGCCAGGGCAUUGCAAAUUUGAUUAUGACUGCUAAACGGAGCAUAAAGAAAUCAGAAGAAGACAUACCAGUGCCACCUCUACUCAAAAGUGCAGCUCUUUGGGGUGUGUUCCUUGCAGUUUCUUCCAAUACCCGAUAUCAGAUCGUCAAUGGACUCGAGCGCUUGGUAGAAGGAUCACCUAUGGCGAGGCAGGUUCCACCAGUGGCUAUGGCAUUCACUGUUGGUGUACGAUUCGCUAACAAUGUAUACGGUGGAAUGCAGUUCGUGGAUUGGGCUAGGUGGAGUGGGGUUCAAUAACUAGCAUGCGCUUAAUCUGUGGUUUGAGAAGAUGAUAGAAAACUUGAAGUGCUGCUGUUUUCUCAAGUGGCAUAGUCCAUGAACUACAUGAUGCUGAUAUUUGGAAAGUUGAAUUGGGUUUAUGUGCUUAAGAUAUUAUAGUACAAAGCACAUGAGCUUCCUAAGCUAGAACACAUUAUAUUCUAGUGUCUGCCUUGGAAUUUUUUUGCUAAUAAAAGGGGGGCGAGAUAUCAUUAUGGCA
This is a messenger RNA of Humulus lupulus (European hop), 1972 nucleotides long. RefSeq names its product protein RETICULATA, chloroplastic. The transcript is spliced from 7 exons. The record is from RefSeq and is a predicted model, not a curated record. Bases 427 to 1731 code for a protein of 434 amino acids. Gene Ontology annotation, cellular component: chloroplast inner membrane. Lineage: Eukaryota; Viridiplantae; Streptophyta; Magnoliopsida; Rosales; Cannabaceae. Gene Ontology annotation, biological process: plant organ development.